Molecule: messenger RNA, 1932 nt
Organism: Metarhizium album ARSEF 1941
Lineage: Eukaryota; Fungi; Ascomycota; Sordariomycetes; Hypocreales; Clavicipitaceae
Product: Endonuclease/exonuclease/phosphatase
Exons: 4
Coding region: 1-1932 (643 amino acids)
Biological process (GO): phosphatidylinositol dephosphorylation; nucleosome assembly
Cellular component (GO): nucleosome
Molecular function (GO): structural constituent of chromatin; phosphatidylinositol-4,5-bisphosphate 5-phosphatase activity; DNA binding
Source: RefSeq, a predicted model, not a curated record
AUGGCGCCUUCGACUCUGGAUCUGCUGAUGCUCACCUUCAAUUGUGCGAAGAGGCUGGUCAACGUCAACGUCCUCGCCAACCACCUGCACACCGCGCUCACGAACAAUGCCACGACGUUGCCACAGGUCGUGGUCUUCGCUCUCCAGGAAGUUGCGCCGCUGAGCUCGGCCUUCAUCAGCUCGCACUACCUCGACGAAUACUUUGCGCGCUUCGACGACGCCAAGAAGAAGAAGAAGAAGAAGAAGAAGAAGAAGAAGAAGAAGAAGAAGAAGAAGAAGAAGAAGAAGAAGAAGAAGAAGAAGAAGAAGAAGAAGAAGAAGAAGAAGAAGAAGAAGAAGAAGAAGAAGAAGAAGAAGAAGAAGAAGAAGAAGAAGAAGAAGAAGAAGAAGAAGAAGAAGAAGAAGAAGAAGAAGAAGAAGAAGAAGAAGAAGAAGAAGAAGAAGAAGAAGAAGAAGAAGAAGAAGAAGAAGAAGAAGAAGAAGAAGAAGAAGAAGAAGAAGAAGAAGAAGAAGAAGAAGAAGAAGAAGAAGAAGAAGAAGAAGAAGAAGAAGAAGAAGAAGAAGAAGAAGAAGAAGAAGAAGAAGAAGAAGAAGAAGAAGAAGAAGAAGAAGAAGAAGAAGAAGAAGAAGAAGAAGAAGAAGAAGAAGAAGAAGAAGAAGAAGAAGAAGAAGAAGAAGAAGAAGAAGAAGAAGAAGAAGAAGAAGAAGAAGAAGAAGAAGAAGAAGAAGAAGAAGAAGAAGAAGAAGAAGAAGAAGAAGGAGAAGAAGAACCCCUGGUCCCGGCAGAGCAAACCGUGUCCGGUUCAGAGCCCCCCAAGCCCCAGCGUCGCCCGCAGGAUACGCAACCUGGAACAUGCCGAGGUCGGCUUCGGCACCGCCGACAUGGGCAAUAAAGGAGCCGUGGGCAUACGGGCCUUGUACGACGUCGACGGCACCGGCGCCAAGUGCACGCAGGUGACCUUUGUGGCGGCGCAUCUGGCCGCCAUGGAGUGGAAUCUGGCCCGGCGCAACGCAAACUGGGCCGCCCUCGUGCGCGGCCUGACGUUUGGCGAUCCCGAGGUCAUCCUCAAGGGCCUCGGGCGAGCCGCCGGGACCCCCGAGCACGCGCGGGAGGCGGACGGCAGCGACCACCGAGGCGCCCAAGGACGCCGCCUCCUCCGCCUCCACGACGUGCACGACGAGGAGCACGCCCAGGUCCAGAGGGCCAUGCACGACAUCUCCGUCUUCAAGCCCUCGUCCCACCUCUUCGUCGCCGGCGACUUCAACUACAGGAUAUCGACGUCGCCCCCGCCGCCCGGCGCCGUCUUCCCGAGCCUGGAUCCCGCCUCGCCCAACCACUACCCGGCCUUCCUGCCCCUGGACCAGCUCGCCCGCGAGCGGCGCGCCGGCCGCACCAUGCACGGCCUGUCGGAGCACCCCAUCGGCUUCCCGCCCACCUACAAGUACGACGUCCAGCCCCGGGGGGACGGCGUGUCGGAGCACGACGAGACCGAGGUCCCGUGGACCUUUGCCAAGCACAGGUACCCCAGCUGGACCGACCGCGUGCUAUACCUCGACCUCCCGCCGUGGGUCAAGUCGCGCGGCGACGGCCCCGAGAUGAGGGUUCUCGCCUACGACGCCCUCCCGCUCAUGAGGAGCAGCGACCACCGCCCCGUCUACCUGCGCGUCGAGAUUCCCCUGAUCCCGCCGCACGAGCUGUCCCCGCCGCCGCCGCCGGCCUCGUCGACGGGGCGCCCGCCCGGCCCCCAGGACCCCAGGGUGCGGCUCCCCAUCGAGGUCGACCCCGAGGCCUGGUCGCGCCGCCGCGUCGCCCGCCAGUGGGAGCUGCUCGUCGGAUGGGGCGCCUUCCUGGGCAGCACCAAGGAGGCCGCUUGGAUGUGGGCCACGCUGCUGGCCGCCGGAGCGGCGGUCUGGUGGCUGUGGCAGACGUGA